AUGCCGGUCUUCCACACAAAAACCAUCGAGAAUAUUCUCGAACCCGUCGCACAACAGGUCUCCCGACUGGUGAUUCUGCAUGAAGAAGCGAACGAUGGAAACGCAAUGCCUGAUCUUACAGGACCAGUUGGAAUGGUUUCUAGAGCCGUCGGAAACUUGAUUCAGGUUGGAUACGACACAUGUGACCAUUCUGAUGACCGUAUUCUCCAACAAGACAUGCCACCAGCCCUUCAGAGAGUAGAGGGAUCGUCGAAACUUCUUGAGGAAAGCUCUUAUUCUUUGAAGCACGACCCAUAUUCGGUGCCAGCUCGUAAGAAGUUGAUUGAUGGAGCCAGAGGAAUUCUCCAAGGAACAUCGGCCCUUCUUCUCUGUUUCGACGAAUCUGAAGUCAGAAAAAUCAUCAGAAUCUGCAGAAAGGUCAAUGACUACGUUGCUGUUUCUGAAGUUAUCGAAUCCAUGGCUGAUCUUCAGCAGUUUGUUAAAGACAUCAGUCCAGUGCUUCAUGAUGUUACCAACGAUGUUAACCUUCGUCAACAGGAGUUGACUCAUCAGGUUCAUCGUGAAAUUCUUAUCCGUUGUCUUGACUCUAUCAAGACUAUUGCUCCAGUUCUUAUUUGCUCUAUGAAGACAUCCAUUGAACUCGGAAACCCCCAUCCACGUCAAGGACAUGCUGAAGCCGUUGCCAAUAGAAACUUUAUGAGUCAACGAAUGACUGAAGAGAUGAAUGAGAUCAUUCGCGUUCUUCAAUUGACUACUUAUGAUGAAGAUGAAUGGGAUGCUGAUAAUGUAACUGUGAUGAGAAAGGCGUUGUCUGCUGCCAAGUCUCUUCUCACCGCUGCUCUUGAUUGGUUGGCUGAUCCACAAGCAAGACCAGGAGCUGUUGGAGAGAAGGCCAUCCGUCGCAUCUGUGAAUACGCCGAGAGAAUCGCUGCUCGCGCUCUUCCAGAAGACGCUCAGAGCAUCAAGAGAUCCAUUUUCGAGAUUACCUCUUUCACUGAUGAAUUGUGCAAUUUGAGAAAUAACGGACAGCACGAUCGUGAGAAUUUGGCAGCUCAGACCGCCAGAAGACUCAAGGAUCUUGUUGGAGGACAACACAGUUCUGGAUUGAUGAGUGACGCUCUCCAGAAUGCUCAAAGACACGGAGGAGCAAAUCCAGCUCAUACAGCUGCCGGAAGAUUGGAACAAGCUAUGAGAUGGCUCGACAACCCAGGACUUGAUGAUGGAGGCCUCGGUCUCCAGGCCAUCCGUCUUUUGACUGCUGAUGCUCGCAAGUUGGCUGAUCGUUUGAACCCACAAGACAGAAACCGUCUUCUUGGUCUUUGCUCUGAUAUUGAUCGAUUGGCUGCUCAACUGGCUGAUCUUGAACGUCGUGGACUCGGAAACUCACCAGAAGCCCAACAAAUCCGUAACCAAUUGAGAAACGCCCUUCGAGAUUUGGGAGACUUCAUGAGAAGAGUCCUCACCGAUCGUGUUGUGGACGACUUCGCCGACAUCACGACGCCACUCAAACAAUUCGUGGAGGCCGUUCACGCCGACCCAUACGAUCCGAACCGCGAGCAGAACUUCGUCGAUAAGUCUCAGCGUCUCACGGAUCACUCUCAAUCUAUGACCACCACCGCUCGUCUCGUUGCCUCGUGUGGACCAUCGAAGAGCAAGAAGACCGUAGAGGCUAUUCUGGAUACAGCUGAGAAGGUUGAGCAAUUGACACCACAAAUCGUUAACGCAGGACGUGUCAGACUUCAUAAUCCAGGAUCCGAGCAACACUUUGAAAAUAUUCACAAACAAUACGCCGACGCUCUUCACCGUCUCCGUUCCCACGUUGACGACGCCAUCGACACCGGAGAAUUCGUCCGUGCUUCUGAAUCAGUAAGAAACAUUCCAAUCAUUCAAAACAAUGAAAAUAUCAAAUUUCAGGCUAUGCGCCGUUAUACCAACAACUGCGAGGGAGCUAUCAACGGAGGAGAUGCCCACGGAAUGGUCAAUAACAGCUCACAGAUCGCUCGUCUUGGAAACCGUGUAUUGAUGACUGCUCAGAAUGAAGCUGAUAAUUCAGAAGAACCAUCAUUUGUGUCGAGAGUCAGAAAUGCUGCCGAUCAAUUGCAUAAUGUUUCUGAUCACUACGACUCAUCAGACGAGUAUGACAAUUAUAGUGAACAGAACUAUGAAUAUGUCUACAAAACUCGUCUGGUGCCCUUCAAUCCGCAGGUUCUUAUUACCAUCCCACCAAUGGUGAACAACGCCAAGCAGAUCGCCCAAAAUCCACAUGACCAAUACGCUGCACAGAACUGGCGUGGAACCAACGAUCAUUUGUUGAACAGUGUCAGAGCAGUCGGAGAUGCUAUUACCGGUUUACCAAUAAACAACGGAAGACAUUCCAGCUACCAAGAGAGCAUUUCCAGAGCAUCUCCAUACAAUCCACAAACUAAAUUGAAAAUAGAAAAACAAUAUUUUCAGCCACCACCAUCAUCCCAAGUGAUUCGCAGUGUCAACGCUUCUCCACCAUCAGCACCAAUCGUCCACAACAAAAUGAUCAUCCGAGAGGAUAUUCCAGCUCCACCACGUCCACCACCACCAGUUGAACUCUCUCCACCACCACGACCACCACCACCACCAGAGUAUGAUGAAGAAGAGGAGACACGUGCAUUCUGGGAGAGAUACCCACUUCCACAAGCAUCCCAUCAACCAAUGCUUGCUGCUGCCCAUAACUUGCACAAUGAGCUGAAACAAUGGAGUUCACAGGAGAACGAUAUUGUUGCUGCUGCCAAGAGAAUGGCUAUUCUUAUGGCUAGAUUAUCGCAAUUGGUCAGAGGAGAAGGUGGAACUAAGAAGGAUCUCAUCAACUGCUCAAAGGCUAUUGCUGAUUCUUCCGAGGAAGUCACCCGAUUGGCAGUUCAACUUGCCAGACUUUGUACUGAUAUUAAGAUGAGAACGGCUCUUCUCCAAGUUUCUGAAAGAAUUCCAACGAUAGCUACUCAAUUGAAGGUGUUGUCCACAGUCAAGGCUACCAUGCUCGGAUCAGCAAAUGUCAUCGGCCCAUACGGUCAACCAGUUGAGGGUAGCGAAGAAGAUGAUGAAGCUAUGCAACAGUUGGUUCAUAAUGCUCAAAACUUGAUGCAAUCUGUAAAGGAUGUCGUCCGUGCCGCCGAGGCUGCUUCCAUCAAGAUCCGCACCAACUCUGGACUCCGCCUUCGUUGGCUUCGAAAACCAAUGUGGUCCAACUUCUAA
Molecule: messenger RNA, 3225 nt
Organism: Caenorhabditis briggsae
Lineage: Eukaryota; Metazoa; Nematoda; Chromadorea; Rhabditida; Rhabditidae
Gene: Cbr-deb-1
Product: Protein CBR-DEB-1, isoform a
Exons: 14
Coding region: 1-3225 (1074 amino acids)
Biological process (GO): cell adhesion
Cellular component (GO): actin cytoskeleton
Molecular function (GO): structural molecule activity; actin filament binding
Source: RefSeq, a predicted model, not a curated record